UGUUUCGUUAAAAGAUUGAUAAUUCCAGCUCUUCCGAAGAAAUCUGCCGGCCUUUUGGAUAUAAUCUGCUGUUUUUCUAACCGCAUCGUAAUUCGUAAACAAUAUUGUUAGGUAAUAUUUGCAGUACAGUGUUCUGCUCAUUCAUUGCGCCAUAACUUUGUUCAUUCUAAAGUGAGUUAAAGUGGAAAAGGUGAGGUAAACAUGCAGCCGGCAGUGUGUUGGUGGCGCAAUGUUAGGCGCACAGCCCGUGCCCUUCCUUCUGCUUCAUUCCCUGAGCCUGCGCGCCGUUUGCACAAGCUAAGCUUUCUCCCUAACUCAACGUCAACACGUUGUCAUUCUUCGUUUUUUGCGGCAACGGACGGGCAGCGUUUUUGCGGCGCUCAUCUUUCUAGUGUUUCCAGCGACAGCACCUUUCUGCGUCCGGGUUCGUGCUCGAGUUUCAAGCAUUCAGUGAAGCAAUUUGCCAACCACGCACCAACGAUGACGGCCAGCAAAUAUCAGGUUGCGGAACGUGGCGUUCCCAACUCCACGGACUACCGGGUUUUCUUCAAGAAUGAAAACGGACAGUCCAUUUCACCUUUGCAUGACAUUCCGCUGUUCGCGAAUGAGGAGAAAACCGUCUACAACAUGGUGGUGGAGGUUCCUCGCUGGACAAACGCGAAGAUGGAAAUCAGCUUGAACGAAGGCCUGAAUCCGAUCAAGCAAGACGUGAAGAAGGGCAAACUGCGCUUCGUGGCCAACUGUUUCCCGCACCACGGGUACAUCUGGAACUAUGGUGCAUUCCCGCAAACGUGGGAAAACCCGGACCACCUGGACGCCGAUACCGGCUGCAAGGGUGACAAUGAUCCGAUCGAUGUGGUCGAAAUUGGAUCCCGCAUCGCCAAGCGCGGUGAGGUGAUGCAGGUGAAAAUCCUGGGCACAAUCGCGCUCAUCGACGAGGGCGAAACGGACUGGAAAAUCAUCACGAUCAACGUGAACGAUCCGCUCGCCGACCAGGUGAACGAUAUCGCCGAUAUCGAGACGGUGUUUCCGGGUUUGCUGCGCGCCUCGGUCGAAUGGUUCAAGAUCUACAAGAUCCCGGACGGCAAGCCGGAGAAUCAGUUCGCGUUCAAUGGCGAGGCGAAGGAUGCAGCAUUCGCCACGAAGACGGUCGCGGACACGCACCGGUUUUGGCAGCAGUUGGUUCACAAGGAGGUUGAAAAUAAUGGAAUUUCUUGCCUAAACACCACCGUAGAUGGAUCACCGUAUCUGGUGGCUAGUGAUGCUGCGGAUGAGGUGUUUGCCAAGAGCGCAACCGGUGGUAAUCCCGAGCCUGCUAGUGAAGCGCUUCACAAAUGGCACUUCCGGUCGGAGAACAGCUACUCGAAGCUGUAAGAACCGGUGCUGCUUUUUAGUCUGCCGUAAUGGAGAAUGUUUUCUAGAUUUUAGUGGUCAACUAGUAGUUGAUGGUGCUUGUGUAUUUUUUAAAAGACAAAUAAAGUUGAUGCUGCCAAUAGUACGAAUGUAGUUUUGAGUUAAGCUAACGUAUUAACUGCCUUUGAUUCAUGCACCAGAUUUCAAAUGAGUCGGGUUAUUGACACAAGUUCCUAUCUCUCCACAGUUGGUAAAUGGCACUACAUAACGCUGAAGUAAGCAAUCGAAUUGAACCGAUUCGACAAAAUUCGACUGCAUAAGGAUACGGCAACGGCAAUACAUUCGCUAAGUGUGAGCUAAUGAGUGGUACAGUCUCAUAUCAGCAUCAGUACAGUUUGAUUGGGUAGCGAAUUCCGCUGAAUGAUUAGAAUAUUUAUUUAAUAACAAACAAAAAACAGCACAUUACAUAGCGCACGCUCACAAAACCACGGAUAGUGAGAAAAUUGUUAAUGCAUUUAAUAAACGAAACAAUGUAAUUAACCGAAAGAUCAAUUUAA
Messenger RNA from Anopheles stephensi (Asian malaria mosquito), 1910 nucleotides. It is a transcript of the gene Nurf-38, whose product is annotated as inorganic pyrophosphatase. The record is from RefSeq and is a predicted model, not a curated record. Gene Ontology annotation, cellular component: cytoplasm. Gene Ontology annotation, molecular function: magnesium ion binding; inorganic diphosphate phosphatase activity. The transcript is spliced from 4 exons. Lineage: Eukaryota; Metazoa; Arthropoda; Insecta; Diptera; Culicidae. Bases 202 to 1374 code for a protein of 390 amino acids. Gene Ontology annotation, biological process: phosphate-containing compound metabolic process.